Vanrija pseudolonga is the source of this 1578-nucleotide messenger RNA. RefSeq names its product MFS transporter asaE. The coding region runs from base 1 to 1578 and encodes 525 amino acids. Gene Ontology annotation, cellular component: membrane. Gene Ontology annotation, biological process: transmembrane transport. The record is from RefSeq and is a predicted model, not a curated record. Lineage: Eukaryota; Fungi; Basidiomycota; Tremellomycetes; Trichosporonales; Trichosporonaceae. The transcript has 5 exons. Gene Ontology annotation, molecular function: transmembrane transporter activity.
AUGCCACCACCACCCAGCGCAGCGCCGACACCAACGAGCCCGAUCCAGGCGUUCCACCCGUCCAUCGCGGCGCGCCGCGCCUCACGGCCGACCGGCACGCGCCCCGAGCCAGACAGCCUGCAGCCGACGCCGAGCCCCUCCCCGCCACCGCAGGCGCCGCCGGCGAUCUACCGCCCGCCAAAGGACAUUGAGACGCCUGGCCCCAGCAUCCCGCCGAGCAGGGCCGACUCGUUCGUCGACCUCGAGCUGAGCGUGCUCGGCCCCACGCCGGGCGGGAGCACCGACGCGGUCAACACGAGCGCGCUGGCUCUCGAGCGCGAGGUCGCUGCCCUCCCGCCUGUCGAUGGGGGCAAGGACGCGUGGCUUUUCUUGCUCUCCGCCACGCUCGUCGAGACCACCGUCUGGGGCCUGCCGUACACUGUUGGCGUGCUGCACGCCUUCUGGAGCACGAAAAUGUUCCCCCACGACGAGGCGACGCUCACGCUCGCUGCGACGCUGCAGACGGGCCUGAUGUACAUGUCGGCGGCAUUCCUCGGCCCUCUGUUCACCGCGUUCCCGCAGUACGAGAAGACGAUGCAGGCGGUCGGGCUGGUCGUGGCCGCCAUUGCGCUGAUCGGGUCGGCGUUCGUCACAAAGGCAUGGCACCUCGUCCUCACCUUUGGCGUCCUGUACCCCUUCGCGGGCGCGACGUACCUGCCGUGCGCGACGCUGAUCUACGAGUGGUUCCAAGCGCGCCGUGGCAUGGCGACGGGGAUCAUGUUCGCCGGCACGGGCGCGGGCGGCACCGUGUUCCCGUUCAUCGUGCAGGCGCUGCUCGGCAGGUUCGGGUACAAGGCGACCAUGGUGGCCAUCGGGCUCGGCUUCCUGCUCAUCAACGCGGCGGCGCUGGCGUUCGUGCGCCGCCGCGUGCCUGUUGGCCGUGGUGCCGGCUCGGCACGCCGCCACCGCCCCCAGAUCGACUGGAGCUUCUUGAAGAUGGGCGGCAUGUGGGCCGGCACGCUGGUCAUCCUGUUCACCGCCAUGGGCAACUUUAUCCCCAGCCUCUGGAUCCCCACGUUUGCCGACGCGAUCGGCGCGACGAGGCCAAACGGUACCGCGCUCGUGGCUAUCAUGAAUGCCGCAUCCGUCCCAGGAAACACCCUCACAGGCUACAUCUCCGACCGCGUCCCGCCCCGCCUGGCCAUCUUCGGCUCGUGUGCGCUCGCAGCGACAGCGACGCUGGUCCUCUGGGGCUUCGGCACGACCAACGGCCUGCUCGUCGGCUUCUCCAUCGUGUGGGGCUUCACCGCGCUCAGCUUUGUCGGGCAGUGGAGCCGCAUGAUCACGGUCAUUAGCAAGGGCGACCCCACCCUGCCCGGCCUCCUCUUCUCCUUCUUCACCAUGCUCAAGGGCGUCGGGAACCUCACCUCGGGCCCUCUGUCGACCAUCCUCCUCAACUCCGGCGAGCACUUCCGCGGCUCGAUCGCGAAGGGCGCGGCUGGAGCCUACGGCAAUACCAACUACGGUAUCCUCCUCAUCUACACCGCUGCUGCCACCUUUGCUGCCGCCAUCGCCGGCACCUUCUUCCCCACAAAGUAA